Molecule: messenger RNA, 2267 nt
Organism: Diaporthe batatas
Lineage: Eukaryota; Fungi; Ascomycota; Sordariomycetes; Diaporthales; Diaporthaceae
Exons: 2
Coding region: 103-2103 (666 amino acids)
Source: RefSeq, a predicted model, not a curated record
UCUUUAGCGAGUCGGAGUUGCGCACUCAACCGUUUUGACGAAAAUCAAGUGUAUCAACCACCCUGUACCUGCUCAUCCCCCCAGAACCGGCCACUGCACGCCAUGGACGUCAUCCAUAGUCUGGUCGCGGACGAGCUAGCCGCGGCAAACUUCAGCGACAAAUUCGAAUAUGGUGAGCAGGACCUGGGAUCCGAUGAAAUUCGUGUCCUCGUGGUCAUGCCAGAUUGCUAUCAAGAAGAUCGCAAAGACAUCCAUUGUUACAUGAUACGAAUGGAUCUGGCCGCAACGGAGCGGUUUGGACUGGACAAAUACCCAUUUGUGGCAUUGUCCUACGUUUGGGGAUCACAGGAGGACAAAAAGUCAAUUUUCAUCAAUGGAAAGACGAUCCAAGUCACCAAGAAUCUCUAUGAGGCCUUGCUCCACAUACGAGAGGUACUCUCGCCUGUGCCGAUGUGGAUAGAUGCGGUUUGCAUCAAUCAGAACAAUGACGAAGAGAAAGGGAAACAAUUGAGAAAGAUGACCGCCAUAUACCGUCAAGCUUCCGCCGUAAUUAUUUGGCUAGGUCCUGCUGAAGGGGACGACACAGAUCCCUACGGCGUUUAUCGCGGCGAGUUUGCAUUUGCAGCAAAUUUUCUUGCCUCGGUCGGCGACACACACGCUUUUCUAUCCAAGCAGGAAGAUCACGCGAGUUAUAACGCCUGGGUUCUGUCCAAAGGCCCAGGGCUGUCACCCUUGCAUGCAGUCUUGUGGGCUAUCUGUUCUCUGCCCCUGUGGACACGAGUUUGGAUCAUGCAGGAGAUUGUCCUAGCUGGGCCAGACGCUUUCAUCCUAUGGGGCCAAAAGAUAAUAGACUUUAAGGUCAUGGACGAACUUCUAAAAGCCCGUCAGCAAUUUCGACCAGUCAAUCUCCUGUCCGAGGACUCCGCGGUAUCUUUGAAACGAUUUGUGAUGGCCACACAAAUCAUCGGCCUUCGAUUCAAGAAAGUGGGGCUUUUGGAGGCAAUGCUUGCAGUCCGGUACAGAUCGGCUUCAAACCCGCAUGAUUAUCUCUAUGGUCUUCUCGGCUUCGCGGAAGAUGGACGUCUCUUCGAGCCUGAUUAUAAGAAGCCUAUUCAAGAUGUCUUCCUCGAAAUCUUCGAUGCCAUUAUGGGGACAGGGACCAACUUGGGAAGGAGAAUCAAUGUCGAGCAAGCAAUUAACCUUGAUAUUCUCAGUACGUGUGACCGCGGUUGGCAGGAGGUGUCAUCCACGCCAGAACGAAGCGAAACCCAAGAGUGGCCUACUUGGCUCCCAGACUGGUCCUGGACGCCAAUCAAGCAGCUGUCAGAUGAUUAUUGCUCAGAUGACAUGAUGUAUCAAUCUCAUGUGCGGUCCCUGCUCUUGGACUCGCAAGACUACACGCCAAUCGAUCUCAAUGCCUGUGGAUCAAAACACAAUGCCAAGGUUUCUCGGAGUGUGUUGCAAUUGAGGGUUCACGGCAUAGAGUACGACACGGUGAGAGAAAUAAUUGGCCAUGAGACUGGGGUUGACUUUGACAAUACGGAUUUCUGGGUGGAUUUCGUCAAAGAGAAGUGGGAUAAAGGUCUCCUCAACCUGCACAACGUGUAUGAAAGCCUGGACGUUCUCAGGCACGCAUGUGAGCGAACAGCCAGGUAUGGGCACGAAACCAAUGUCAUCAUGGCUAAAGGUCCCAAGAUGAAGGCUUUCGAUGUGGAAGAAGCUGGAAGAAGUUCAGGGCUGGGACUCUGUCAUGCCGACAGCGCCACUCCGAGAGCAUCUGAGCCGUUCGACGAGGGUGAAAAGGUCGAAGGUGUAACUCCUGAAGGAAAGGGGUCUUGGAACCCAACAACGUACUUGUCAAUCGGAACAAGCAAGAGCAGCUAUUGUAUCACACAGCGAGGAUAUUUCGGCCGAAGCCCAAUGCCGCCCCAGGUCGGAGACAAGGUCUGCAUAUUUCACGGUGGCAAAGUUCCCUUCCUACUGAGGCCCCAGGAAAAUUCUGAUCAUUUCAAGUUGGCGGGGGAGAUCUAUAUCCACGGCAUUAUGAAAGGGGCUGCAAUGAACGCGAUGAAGGAUGAAGCGAAAGACUUCGUUCUCAUUUAAGCCUCGCCUCAUAGUCAUCAAGACAUGCAAUUUGGGAGCACAAUCUUCGUUACGAUCGCGGAGCAAUAUCCGGCAUUUAAGAAUGAUGCACGAUACCAAUCUGCAUCAAAGCGCCACAAUACAACAGAUUAUACUCAUUCGCUAAACAAUAUCUUGUUGUUCAA